Messenger RNA from Giardia duodenalis, 3363 nucleotides. Its product is annotated as Kinase, NEK. The record is from RefSeq and is a predicted model, not a curated record. NCBI's taxonomy places the organism in Eukaryota, Fornicata, Diplomonadida, Hexamitidae. Bases 1 to 3363 code for a protein of 1120 amino acids. The transcript has a single exon. Gene Ontology annotation, biological process: protein phosphorylation. Gene Ontology annotation, molecular function: protein kinase activity; protein binding; ATP binding.
AUGAACCACUGUGUGGCGUGCCAGGCACCACGGCCUUCUGCACGGGAUCCACGCCCGGAGCUGGGCCCAGUUGUUGGCAGCGGAUAUCUGGGACAGGUGCGAACUUUAACAAACUCCCCGGGGCACAUCACUGAAGAAGUCCGACUGGACGUCUUGCAGGAAUCGGAAAAAACGUCCAUCCGUCGGAUCCUCCACUUAGCUACCACACUUAGUCAUCCUAACAUUAUUCCCAUAGAGUCUAUUUUUGAGACAAGCAGCGUUAUUUAUGCUUCAAUGGAGAGACCACCAUGCACCCUUGAAACGCUUAUCAAGGAAGCCAAGGACUCCAAGCGUAAGAUCCCAUCUGACACUGUCUUGCUGGCCAUCCUCCAAAUCGCUGAGGCUAUUACCUAUCUCCACGGUUUUGCGACUGCUAGCGGAGAUACCAUAAAGACCUCUAAGGUCACGUAUAAAGCCCUCCAGCCGAGCAAUGUAUUUGUUGGAUGCAAUGGCUGCCGCUUUUUGAUUUCCGCGAUUGGUAUCUGUAUCGAGCAUGAGCAGACUGACACGUGUUUCUAUUCUGCCCCAGAAAUUUUGAUACACAAUAGAUGCUCUGCUGCAUCAGUUAUGUGGAGCCUUGGGGUAAUAACUUAUGAGCUAGCAACGGGAAUUAGACCCAACUUUCGAAGAACGACAGAUCCUAGGCUAGUCUUUGUGCAGGACUGGAAGCCAGAUUUAAUCCUGGUGAGAGACAAAGAGAUCAAGAAGAUUAUUGAGCGCCUCCUGGUGGUGACAGAAGAACACCGAAUUACUGCCCCCGAACUGGUUAACCUAUUGCGAUCUAAUAAGCACGUGGCUAAGCUCCUAACUAGUUCCACCACUUCGCCUGACAAGGCCAGUAGUAACCAGUGUGUGCAGAAUGGCCUACUGAACGAGCUUUUGACUGCUGUGCGUAGUGAAGAUAUCGACGCUGUUAACCGUCUACUAUCCAAUUCACAAAAGCUUAGCGGGGAUCAAGUGGAUCUGCGAGUGAUUAUGUCUUGCACGGAGGUUCAGGCUGCUCACGAUAUAGGGGUACUACUUUUGAAUGCUCUAGACCCUACUGACGAAAUAGGACGCACAGCUCUGAUGCGCGCAGCAGACAAGGGAGACGCAGAGAUGGUGCGACUGCUGAUACCAUUCCAGUCCAGGAAACAAACAUCCUUGGGUGAAACUCUUGCCGGAUACGCUGUUCAAAAUCGAACAGCCCUCAUGGGAGCCGCAGUCAAUGGCCAUCUAGAAGCUGUACGAGCUCUUCUGGACUAUGAGGGCGGGAUGAAAGAAAAAGAUGGCUUGACAGCCCUGAUGUUAGCAACGUGCAAUGGACACACUGAAGCUGCCCGGAUCCUUGUCGAGAAAGAGCAUGGUAUUCAGACCGAGGAAGGCUGGUCGGCCCUGAUGUAUGCAGCUGAAAGCAACCAAGUGGAUAUAGCACAAUUGCUUCUUAACACUGAAAAAGCCUUGCAGAACUCCAAUGGGUGGACGGCUCUUAUGCGAGCUGCAGAAAAGGGAUACAAAAAGCUUAUCAGGCUUCUCUUACAGCUCGAGGCGAAAAUCCAUGAUAAGCAUGGCCUCACCGCGCUCAUGUAUUCUGCAUGGAGCGGUCAUUCAGAAAUCGUGGCCUUGCUCUUACCGUAUGAGGGGGGAAUGAGCUCUGCCGAUGGCUGGACUGCUCUUAUGUAUGCAGCCUAUAAUGGUCAUUCGGACGUAGUGCAGAUCCUUAUGGACACCGAGAAGCGGGCCGUCAACAAAGACGGACGCAGCGCCCUUAUGCGGGCAGCUGAAAACGGACAUACGGAAGCGGUCCGGCUUUUAGUUGGGCAGGAGAAGGGAAUCCAGGACAAUAAUGGGCUUUCCUCCAUGAUGUAUGCUGUUUGGAAUAAUUACACAGACAUAGUAGAAGUUCUCCACGAUCACGAGUCCGGGCUUAAAAGCAAAGAGGGAUGGACAGCGUUAUUGUAUGCAAUCGAUAAGAAGAAUACAGACGCAGUACAAAUACUUGCAAAAUCUGAGGGCCUAAUUCCAGACAAUGGUAAUCACACCGCUUUAGAGUAUGCUCUUCAAUCGGGAUAUUCUGACGCAAUUAGAAUCCUGCUGCCGAUUGAACGCCCAACAGAUGAGUUGGGCCGAACAGCACUGAUGCGCGCUGCAGAUAGAGGAGACACAGACAUGGUUUCCCUCCUUAUACCUUAUCAAGGGAAACUGCAGACUGUCGGGGAGGAGGCGCUGGGCGGUCAAACACUAUGUUAUCGAACUGCGCUUAUGGGAGCCGUCGCCAACGGACAUACAGCUUCUGUUAAAAUACUUGCAGAGCGUGAGCAUGGGGUUCAGGACAUUGAUGGAUGGACUGCGCUCAUGGUUGCUGCGUGCAUCAAUAAUGCCGAGGCAGCGGCGAUUUUGGUAGGUAAAGAAAGGUGCAUACGGACGUCUUCUGGUCGAACUGCGCUGAUGCUCGCUGCUCAGAAUGGGAGCUAUGAGGUCGCCACAAUCCUCCUCGAUUCAGAGAGAGCGCUAACAGAUAGCAGUGCUCGGACGGCCACCAUGACUGCUGCGUGGACCAACUAUCCAGAGAUCGUGAAUAUUCUUCUGAAGUACGAGGAAGCAAUGCAGGACGAGGAUGGCUGGACAGCCCUGAUGUGUGCUGCCGUUCAGGGGCACGUUGAGCCGUUAAAGUUGCUUCUUCCGCAUGAAAAAGGAAUGCAGAAGAAAGAUGGAUGGACAGCUCUUAUGCUAGCCGCGAAUAAUUCUCAUGCUGAAGCUACAAGGCUCCUCAUGACCUGCCCAGAGGAGCUGCAAGCCAGCGAGAGCUGGACCGAGUUGAUGAUCGGGGCAGCCAUAGGAGACUUAGGACUUGUGAAUCAACACCUCGAUCAGGUAGGAAGAACAGACAAAAGAGGCCGUACUGCGUUGAUGAUUGCUGCCGAAAACGACUGGCCCGAGGUUUUGGUGCCUUUGAUAGAUGACGAAGCAAAACACGUGGACAUAGACGGAUGCACUGCUCUCAUGCUUGCAGGAAGAAAUGGCAGCCUGGAAUCUGCACGUAUACUUGCAAACAUAGAACACGGGAUCCAAAGUAGCAAUGGCCAGACAGCCCUUAUGGAGGCCGCUAAGGGCGGAUACCCAGACGUUGUACAGGUUCUUGUAGAGUACGAAAAGUGCCUUCAGGAUGCAGAUGGAAACACGGCUCUGAUGGUAGCAGUAGCAGAGGGAUGCCAAGAUGUUGUUGAGAUACUAGCGGUCCACGAGUGGCAUCUUUCAAAUAACGCUGGCCAAACUGCGUUGGAUUUGGCAAGAAGUUCUGGGAGAGAAGAGAUGCUACCCAUUCUAUCUACGUAUGCACAGUAG